GAUUCGGACAUUUCAGUCAAGAGGAACGAGGGUGAUCUCGUCAGUCAGUGUUAUGAAUGGGUGGCAAGGGCCCCGGGGGGCGGUUGAGAAACGGGCUAUCCAUCACCAAGCUCCGCUGAGCACCUUUCCUCUUGCUCUGGCAUCUGGCCCAACGACUCCCUCUCCCAUUUCGCCCAGCUAUUCGGGCGCAUCAUGGCGGGGUGCUAUGGCAGGCAACUCACCUCGCCCUACCUUGUUUUCCCAUGCUCUUUGCUCUG
Closterium sp. NIES-65 is the source of this 257-nucleotide messenger RNA. NCBI's taxonomy places the organism in Eukaryota, Viridiplantae, Streptophyta, Zygnematophyceae, Desmidiales, Closteriaceae. The record is from the annotation of a GenBank genome assembly.